AUGGCUUCCCGCCUCCUCCACCUGCGCCGCCUCCUCCCGGCCGCGCGCCCGUCAUGCGCCGCCGCGUUCUCCACCGCCGUCACCCCGACCCCGCAGGUCUCCGGUCUCGUCGACGAGAUCUGCGGCCUCAACCUCAUCGAGGCCUCCUCCCUCGCCGAUGCGCUGCGCGGCCGCCUCGGCGUCGACCAGCUCCCUCCCCUAGCCAUCCUCAUGGGCGGCGCAGCCCCGCUGGCCGGAGAUGCUGCCGGGGCCGGCGAGGAGGCGAAACCCAAGGAGGAAAAAAUGGCGUUCGACGUGAAGCUGGAGGGGUUCGACGCCGCGGCGAAGCUCAAGAUUAUCAAGGAGCUGAGGGCGAUCACGAGUUUGGGCCUGAAGGAGGCCAAGGAGCUCGUGGAGAAGGCGCCGGCCGUGCUCAAGGCCGGGGUUCCCAAGGAGGAGGCGGAGAGCAUCGCCGAGAAGAUGCGGGCACUGGGCGCCAAGAUUGUUCUCGAGGCCUGGGUGCCUGGUGAUUUGUUGUUCUACUUCAUUCGGUCACUGACAUGUGAAACUACAUAG
Molecule: messenger RNA, 555 nt
Organism: Triticum turgidum subsp. durum (durum wheat)
Lineage: Eukaryota; Viridiplantae; Streptophyta; Magnoliopsida; Poales; Poaceae
Source: the annotation of a GenBank genome assembly